AUGAGUGCGCUCCUCCGUGCUCUUAACUUCUUAUCCAGCUCGAACCAGAUCAACGAGAUUAUUGGCAACGGAAGCACGGUGUUCACAUUGCCGUUCCGCGACUCAAUUGACACUGGAACCAAUUCCCUAACAUCCGAAGUUAUAUCCAUCUCGGCGGGAUGCAUCCGUCACAGAUUCUUCGAAGCGACGAGCUUCCUAUUGGCAAAUACAAUCAGUUGUAUUCAACCCCAGAAGCGCAUUAUCACGUACAGUCUCAGCGCGAAUCGCCAGAACAUAUUUGCCGGCGCGGUGCACGAUGCCAUUUUCAACACAUGGCGUCGGUUCAGCAAGCAAGUCUUGUACUUUGCCCCGCCGUUCCUGGUGGCCUACUACGCCAUGGACUGGGCUAACAAGCGGUAUGUUACCUCCCAGAAGAACCCACAUCGGACGCAAUGA
Hypoxylon trugodes is the source of this 435-nucleotide messenger RNA. RefSeq names its product cytochrome b-c1 complex subunit 8. Bases 1 to 435 code for a protein of 144 amino acids. The transcript has 3 exons. NCBI's taxonomy places the organism in Eukaryota, Fungi, Ascomycota, Sordariomycetes, Xylariales, Hypoxylaceae. The record is from RefSeq and is a predicted model, not a curated record. Gene Ontology annotation, biological process: mitochondrial electron transport, ubiquinol to cytochrome c.